CUCGGUCCAGAAAUUCCCUGAUUCACAUAAUUGUUUUGUCUACUUUAGAUGGCGAAGAAGAGGAUGACCAGUUAAACGAGGUAAAUUAAAGUAUAGUCAAGUAUCCACCAGGCCAUGGCCAAAAUAAAAAAUGAACACAGAAAAAACCCCACUUUUUUCUGGAUCUAUAAAGAUAUUCCAUAUUAUUGCACGAAGAAGUUAUGAAUUGUUUCAUUUUCUCGUUAAUACAAUUAUAAGUAAAUAGGCUAAUAAUAUACAUGCAUACACACAUACACACACAUACAAAAAUUUAAUUAUGCACGCUGUCCUCAACAACUCAGAGUUGAUUUCCAUGAGGGUCGUGAUUUUAGAAAGAAUAUACUAUACAGAUAAACAUUACUAGAUUAUUCAAAAUACAAAAACAAAGAAAGAAGAAUUACUAUAUAGGCAACAGGACGAGCCCAUUUUAAGUGUUUGCUCGAUUAAUAGUUCUUUGAAAAGAACUUAAAGAUUCCGCUACUUUUACAGUACCUCAUACGGUAAAUUAUUUCAUACUAAGCAUCUUUUACUAAAAUCGGUAUUCGCUUUAGGAAGAGACAAAUCGGUUUCUCUAUUUCUAAGGUCAUAGGUAUUAUCACAUUCAUUAUUCAAUCGAAAGGAUGUUCUUAGAUUUGGUGCGGUGUGGUUAUUCAGAAUUUUAUACAUAAAAACAGAUUUUAAAUAAUUUCGCCUUAGUUCUAGCUAGGUGUUUCCAACCCAGACUUUCGAGUAAAUCAACCGACCGAACAUUGUAAGUUGCACCAGAAAUUACUCUUGUAGCCCGAUUUUGAAAUUUCUGCAGCCUGUCCUUGAGGCUUAUUCCACAGUUGUCCCAGAGAGGGCUGCAGUAAUCAAAGUAUAGGGCUGUACAAUAGCAUUGUAGAUCAAUUUUAGUGCCUCAGGCGAUACAAAGGGCCUAAUACGUCUUAUAGCCCCGAUACCCGCACUGGCUUUUGAGCUUAUAUCAUAUCAAUAUGUUUAUCGAAGGUCCAUCUUUCGUCAAUGUUGACACCAAGGCAAAUCUAAUUUUCAGUCCUGGGUAUUCGAACGUUAUUAACGAGAAUAGGGUUACCAGAUACUUUAUGUUUAAUAUUAUACGCUGGUCCAAUGAACAUAUAUUUCGAUUUUGUAAUCUUAGAAAAACAUUAUUCCAAAAUAUGUUACACCUCACAAUAAGCUUGUCCAAUCUGAGAAGUUGGUUUCCAUAACAUGACCAUAUUAUUUUCAGCAAAUACCAUGUCCUGGGCAUCUCGUAUACCGUGGGUCUUUUCGACUCGAAUACCGCGCUUGAGCGGGAAAUAUGACUUGUCUAAUUUCAUCGGCCAGAAACAUAGCGGAAUCAGAGGAAGUUGAACACGAAAUAAAUAAUGAACUUAGGUGCUUAUUGAACAGCAAGGACGGGGUAUUUCGGACUUAGCCCGUAGGAUAUUUCAUCAUUCAGGUACUCCUUAGGUCUAUGACUGAUGAAACUAACGACCAUUUGUGACCACGUCUGUAGGAAUGUAGAAGAUGACAUUUUAGAGAAGAGUCUAGUUACUUGGAUAUGAACAUAUCUUUUAUACGCUCUAAGAAAUAACUAUAUAGUAAACGUCAGUUGGCAGAAAUUGUUAAUUAAGCGUCAUAGGUCCACUCAAGUACUAGAAUUACCCCUAGCUCUAAACUCACCUAAAAUAAUCCAUUUGCGACUUCCUGUUAAGAUAACUAACGACUCUGAUGAUGGUUGCGAUGAACAGUUAUUCUGGAAUGGCAUUCCAAACAACGAAGUGUCAGAAAACAAAGGUUUUGAUGAUAGUAGAGAGGAUAUGGAUGCAAAUGUUCACCAAGAACAGCCGGUUUCGACUAAUGUACAAACAUGCUGAGGUAAAUACGUAUAAAGACCGCGGGACGGUUUUAUAAAAACGUAGUUAAGGUUAACUGCAGUUAGCGUUACUACCCG
This is a messenger RNA of Paramuricea clavata, 1954 nucleotides long. Lineage: Eukaryota; Metazoa; Cnidaria; Anthozoa; Malacalcyonacea; Plexauridae. The record is from the annotation of a GenBank genome assembly.